CAUUACAUACACCACAAGUUAAAGUCACACUACUAAGCUAGCCAGCCAGCCAGCAAAAUUUAUAGAUAGAUUAAUUUGAAAACCAUCGGAAAUGGAGAUUAAGGGGAUGAAAAGUGGAUUAAUUGUUGGAUUAGCGAUGGUGGCGAUGAUUAGUGCCGCGGCGGCCCAGUCCGGAGGGUGCACGACGGCCAUCCUGUCAAUGGCUUCGUGCCUCGACUACGUUACCGGGAAGGCCCCAUCUCCGUCCUCCGGCUGUUGCACCGCGUUCUCCGGCGUCCUUAAGUCUCAGCCGCGGUGCCUCUGCACCAUCGUCAACGGCGGCGGCUCGUCGGUCGGCGUGCAGAUUAACCAGACGCUGGCGCUCCAGCUGCCUGAUUCAUGCAAAGUUAAAACUCCUCCAGUCAGCAAAUGCAAUAACGCUGGUGAUGGAUCAGCAAUAUCUCCAGUGGGAUCACCUGGAGAUUCUCCGGCGGUUGCUGCAUCCAAUUCAGCUGGAAACAUGAUGAAGCUGCAGCCAUUUUUUCCGGUUUCCCUUGCUUUCUCUCUCUUCAUCCUUUCGACUUUGGCGAGCUUCUGAAUUGUUAUUGGGAGUUCUUGAAUUGAAGCUCAACGUAUCACCAUAUUUAUGAGCUAUACAUC
Messenger RNA from Ipomoea triloba (trilobed morning glory), 639 nucleotides. RefSeq names its product non-specific lipid-transfer protein-like protein At5g64080. The record is from RefSeq and is a predicted model, not a curated record. The coding region runs from base 92 to 577 and encodes 161 amino acids. NCBI's taxonomy places the organism in Eukaryota, Viridiplantae, Streptophyta, Magnoliopsida, Solanales, Convolvulaceae. The transcript is spliced from 3 exons.